Messenger RNA from Zophobas morio, 772 nucleotides. RefSeq names its product enhancer of split malpha protein-like. The transcript has a single exon. Bases 2 to 580 code for a protein of 192 amino acids. The record is from RefSeq and is a predicted model, not a curated record. Lineage: Eukaryota; Metazoa; Arthropoda; Insecta; Coleoptera; Tenebrionidae. Gene Ontology annotation, biological process: Notch signaling pathway; sensory organ development.
CAUGCCCCACUUAGCCUUAAGGGUUCCUGACGUCACAACCACCGUGUAUAUAAGCUUGAACCCCAUGUCCUCUCAUCAUUCACAUCCGUGUCUUAGCAUCAUGAGUUUCCACAACGACAACGUAGCCAACGACAACCGCUUCAACGCGAAGAAGGCCAAGUCGCCGAUGCAUCAGCUGAAGCGCAUCAUCAAGCCCAUUUUCACACUACUGAAAAGGGCGCCGAGCAACACCUACAAGAAGUCGCCGCAGCCCGAGUACUUCGUCGACGAGUACGAGAGCGAGAUCGACGACAACAUCGCCAACGAGCUCCUGGAGAACGAGAUAUUCGAGGAGAUCGACUGCUGCGAGGAGUUCGCCGCCGUCUCUGUCUACAACAACGGACACAUGGACAUCGUUCCGGUUUUCCGCGGGCAGCGCUACAUUCCGGUUCACUUUGCAAGGACGGAAGCUGGCACGUUCUUCUGGACCUCGAUGGUGGCGCCAGACUGCGACAUUAACAGCCAAGGCGACAAGAACGCCAUCACGAAUUACCAGCAGCCGGAGCUCCAAGUUCCCGCAUACCGAUGGGCUCAAGCGUAGCCGACCAGUGAUUGAUUUUCCAGUGUGAUCCUGAUGCUCAAAUUUGACUGAUGUCAUUGUGAUAGUAGAUAGUACCUCUUGCAAUUUUAUAUUGUGAUGGCAGCUUUAAUUUUUAAGAUGUUUUAUACGAUGUCUUCCACUUAAUUUUAAGUUUUUUUAUGUUUUCAUUGAAUAAAAAUAUUUUUGACAUGA